Vigna umbellata (rice bean) is the source of this 1242-nucleotide messenger RNA. The record is from RefSeq and is a predicted model, not a curated record. Lineage: Eukaryota; Viridiplantae; Streptophyta; Magnoliopsida; Fabales; Fabaceae.
GAAACAAAUUAUAAGGAACCAGCUUGCUAGAGAAAUUAACAAAGACGAUCAAGAUCAUAUUAUCACAGCACGUUCAGGCAGUGAUCCUCUGUUUCAAAAUUUCAAUUGCAUUCUCAAUUCUCAAUGGAUUCUCAAGCUCCGGCAACCGGCACCACCCCCAGGAGUGCCGCUGAACCCUCACAAUCUCAACCACCAAAGUCAUCUCCUCCUAUACUUCCAUCUUCCACAUCAUCAACUCCUCCUGUCUCCGCCCCAACACAGUCUUCCCCAAACCCUAAUCCUAGCUCAAGCCCAAACCCAAGCCCAAUUCAAGCCCCGAACCCCAAACCCCCCACUCCUACGCCUGCCCAACCUCGCCCCACGCAGUCCUUCAACCGCACUUUGCCGCCGUCGCAGCCUCAGUUCCCGCACUUCUCUUCCGCUCCUUCGCCUCCCUCCGCUCCUGGCGGCGCCCCUGCGCCGAGGGGUGGUAUGGCAAUCGGCGUGCCCGCGCACCACCAGAGCCCCUCUCCUCCGUUUUCAUCGUCCUUCGGUCAACACUUUGGUGGGUUUGCCCGAACUGGAGUCAGUGUGGCCGAACCUACCUCCAAUUCAAGCACCUCUCAAGUGAGAACGCCCGUGCAAGGAAUGGGGAUGUUAGGGCCUCAAAUGAGGCCUAGUGGAAUCGCUGCUCAUCAACAGAGGCCCGUGCAAUCGUCUCUUAGACCUCCUUCCUCUGCCCCGAAUACUCAACCUGGGGGUUCGCAAGUUAGUGUGAAUGUUUUUGACUAUGCCCUUUCAUUUCUGCAUUUUUUUUAUGCUUGGCCUAGUUAGAGGGUUUGUGCCGUUCAAGGCUUUAAAUUGCGUUUGUGUUUUUGUGGCAUUUCUUGAAGUUAGAGGGUCUGUGCCGAUAUGUCCAAAAUGGGGAUCAAGUUAUGGUAAUUAAGACUCUGAAACCUAGAAGUUGCGGCUGAAAUCGCAGUCAUGAGCUGUUUCUUAGAACAUUUGGGCGGAUUGACUUAAGCUGGGGUUGGAUAUGUCUAGAAAUAUUGAUUUAUUUAGGUGCUUUCUAUGAAUUGGUUUCAGAUUUUAUUGUUUUGCCUUCCAUAUGAAAUCGCAUUAGCAAAAUUCAUCUGGAUACCGACUGAAUUUAUAUCAACUCUUGUGUGGGAUCCUUGAAUGCCCUUCAGACUUCUAAGUCAUCAGAUUUUGGUUCUGCGAGGAGGAAGGGUGUUCUCCAUAGUUUAAGGGUGGUGAAGGAAU